AUGGAUGAUCUAUACGACGAGUUCGGCAACUUCAUUGGCGAAGACGUCGCGUCCGAGGAAGCGUCCGAGGCCGGCGUCGAGGCCGACAAUUACGUGUACCAUGACGAGGCCGGAGACAUUGGCGGCGCGCCGCCGGAGGAGCUCAUGGAGAUUGACGAUGGACCUUCUUCGACCGCCGUAAUCCUUCACGAAGACAAACAGUACUACCCCACCGCCCAGCAAGUCUACGGCCAAGACGUCGAGACCCGGGUGGAAGAGGAGGACGCCCAGCCGCUCUCCGAGCCCAUCAUCGCCCCCGUCGAGCAAAAAAAGUUCACCAUCCAAGAGGCCGACUUGCCUCCCGUCUUUUUCGACCGAGAGUUCAUGACGGACCUGAUGAGCUUUCCCCAGGAUAUGCGAAACGUCGCGCUGGCCGGACACCUGCACCACGGCAAGACAGCCUUCAUGGACAUGCUCGUCAUGGAGACGCACGACAUUGCCGACAAGUUGGACAAGCGAAGCGGGCGCAAGCGAGAGGAAAAGCUCCGCUACACCGACAUCCACAUCGUGGAGCGGGAGCGAGGCAUCUCCAUCAAGUCGUCGCCCAUGAGCCUUGUGCUGCAGAGCGGCAAGGGCAAAUCCCACCUGGUCAACCUCGUCGACACCCCGGGCCACGUCAACUUUGUGGACGAAGUCGCCGCGGCCUUUCGCCUCGUCGACGGAAUCUGCCUCGUCGUCGACGUUGUCGAGGGGGUGCAGGUCAACACGGAGCAAAUCAUCAAGCACGCCGUGCUGGAGGACAUCCCCAUCACCCUCAUCAUCAACAAGAUGGACCGCUUAAUCCUGGAGCUCAAGCUGCCCCCCAAGGACGCCUACUUCAAGCUCAAGCAUGUCGUGGAGGAGGUCAACACGGCCAUCACCAAUGCGUCGCCGGCAAGAGCGGCGGAGAAGCGCAUCAGCCCCGAGAAGGGCAACGUGCUCUUCUCCUGCACCGAGCUCGGCUGGUGCUUCACCCUGUCGUCUUUUGCCAAGAUGUACACCGACACCUACCCCGACGUCAAUGCCGAAGAGUUGGCCAGGAGGUUGUGGGGUGACGUCUACUACAACCCAAAGAAGCGGUCGUUCACCCGGAAACCCGUCGAGGACCGUGCUGCUCGAUCCUUUGUUCACUUCGUGCUGGAACCCAUCUACAAGCUGUUUACGCAUUCCAUCAGCGACAGCCCCGAAGACCUCGCGCUCGUCCUGGCGUCGUUGGGUGUCCAGCUGAAACCAGCGCAGUACAGAGCAGAUGCCCGAGACAUUCUAAAAGUCGUCUGCGCGCAAUUCUUUGGUUCGUCGACUGGCUUCGUAGACAUGGUUGUGCGGCACAUCCCGUCGCCCGUGCAAGGUGCCAGCCGGCUUCUGGAGCGGCACUAUAGCGGCCCGCUGGACACCAAGGUUGCGGUCUCGAUGAAGUCGUGUGAUCAGGACGGGCCCUUGGUCGUUCACAUUACCAAACUCUACAACACGCCCGACGCCAAGAGCUUCCACUCGUUUGGCCGUGUCCUCAGCGGCACGGCGAGACCGGGCGUCCGAGUACGAGUCCUUGGAGAGGGCUACUCCCUCGACGACGAGGAAGACAUGACCACGGCCACCAUUGGCGACGUCUUCAUCGCGGAAACCAGGUACAACAUCCCCACUGACGGGGUCCCCGCGGGAGGCCUGGUGCUGCUCAGCGGCGUGGACAACUCGAUAGUCAAGUCGGCCACGCUUGUCGCAAGCCAGUUCGACGACGGCGAGGACGCGUACAUCUUCAGGCCCGUCAUGCACUUCACCGAGUCGGUGCUCAAGGUUGCCGUGGAACCCAUCAACCCGUCCGAGCUGCCGAAAAUGCUGGACGGCUUGCGCAAGAUCCAGAAAUCGUACCCCCUCAUCGGCACCAAGGUGGAAGAGUCGGGCGAGCACAUUAUCCUGGGGACGGGCGAGCUCUACAUGGACUGCGUGUUGCACGACCUGCGACGGCUGUACGCCGACAUGGACAUCAAGGUCUCGGACCCGGUGACGCGCUUCUGCGAGACGGUGGUGGAAACAUCGGCCACCAAGUGCUACGCCAUCACGCCGAACAAGAAGAACAAGAUCACCAUGGUGGCGGAGCAGCUGGAAAAGGGAAUCUCGAGGGACAUUGAGAGCGGAGCGCUCAAGAUUCGCGACCCGGCCCGGAAGACGGCCAAGUUCUUGGAGGACAACUACGGGUGGGACAAGCUGGCGGCCCGAAGCAUAUGGGCUUUCGGACCCGAGGACAUGGGGACCAACAUUCUGCAGGACGAUACCAUCCCAACAGAGGUCGACAAGAAACUGCUCAACACGGUCAAGGAGUCGAUCCGCCAGGGAUUCAGCUGGGCCACCAGAGAAGGCCCGUUGUGCGAAGAACCCAUCCGAAACACAAGGUUCAAGGUGACGGACGUGCUGCUGGCAGGCGAGGCCAUUUUCCGCGGCGGCGGCCAAAUCAUCCCCACGUCGCGGCGAGCAUGCUACUCGUCGUUCCUGAUGGCCUCCCCGCGGCUGAUGGAGCCCGUGUACGCCGUCUCGGUAACCGGGCCGGAGGACUCCCACACCGAAGCGUACAACGUGCUGGCCCGACGCCGCGGCCACGUCCUGUCCGACGGCCCCAUCGCCGGCACGCCGCUGUACCGCGUCAACGGCCUGAUCCCCGUGAUCGACAGCUUCGGCUUCGAGACGGACCUGCGGAUCAAGACGCAGGGCAGCUCCAUGGUCAGCCUGGUCUUUGACAGCUGGAGCAUCGUCCCGGGCGAUCCGCUGGAUCGCGAGCAAAUCAUCCGCCCGCUGCAGCCUGCCUCGGCGCAGGCGACAGCCCGAGACUUUGUGCUCAAGACGAGGAGACGGAAGGGGCUGAGCGAGGACGUGAGCGUCAAGACGUUCCUGGAGCCCGAGUUUUACCAGAGCCUGAUGGAGAGCGGCAUGUUGGGAGACGCAUGA
This is a messenger RNA of Ustilaginoidea virens, 2955 nucleotides long. RefSeq lists its product as uncharacterized. Gene Ontology annotation, biological process: mRNA splicing, via spliceosome. Lineage: Eukaryota; Fungi; Ascomycota; Sordariomycetes; Hypocreales; Clavicipitaceae. The transcript is spliced from 5 exons. Gene Ontology annotation, cellular component: U2-type catalytic step 2 spliceosome; cytosol; U4/U6 x U5 tri-snRNP complex. Gene Ontology annotation, molecular function: translation elongation factor activity; GTP binding; U5 snRNA binding. Bases 1 to 2955 code for a protein of 984 amino acids. The record is from RefSeq and is a predicted model, not a curated record.